GCACACUUUGACCAGUUUUCUUGGAGGUGGUUGCGUUUUAAAGCUGUCUCCAAAAUGCAGCGCACUUUGGUUUUUAUUUUUCUGUUUUGUGUUUUUGGGAAAUGUCUUUGCGAGGAACGAGCAAAUUUUAAAGGGUAUCGUGUUAUUCGAGCUACUCCCGCAAAUGAAGCCCAGCUAAAGCUUCUUACGAAUCUUGAAGAGUCCGGCAAUUUCGAAGUAGAUUUUUGGACUCACCCCUCCCACGUAGGUGCAGCUGUUGAUAUUCGUGUGAGUGCUUUGCAGUACCCUCGUCUCGCUAAGCUACUGGAGUCUAAUGGGAUCAUAUUUACCAUUCUUAUCCCGGAUGUGCAAGACUUGUUGGAAAGUGAGAACCCGCCUCCAGCCCGAUCAGCAAGAGCAUACGACUAUGGUCGUUACAAUAGGCUAACUCCGAUGGUAGAUGAACUCAGGAGCCUUGUUUCUUCUCAUCCAAAUUUGGCAAGUUUAGUGGAAGAGUUCGGCACGUCAUACGAGAAAAGGACGAUUUAUGCUGUAAAGAUAUCAUCCAAUCCUAACGCUGGACGCAAAACAUUUUUUAUCAACUGUGGAAUUCAUGCUCGCGAGUGGAUCACUCCUGCGACUUGUAUGUUCAUGAUAAAUCAGAUGCUGAAGAAAUAUGGCAAAGACGCGUCCGUCACUAACAUGGUGGAUAGGCUGGAUUGGGUGAUCAUGCCAGUAUUUAAUGUGGAUGGAUAUGAAUUCACUCACACCGGGAAUCGAAUGUGGAGAAAGACUAUGUCUCGAAAUAGUGGGUCUAGUUGCUUAGGCACAGACCCCAACCGUAACUGGAACUUCGGAUGGGCAGGAGUUGGUACUAGUAGCAACCCAUGCAGGGAUACCUACCACGGACCACGACCUUUCUCUGAGAUCGAAGUCAGGAAUGUGGCUCGAUAUCUUUACAAAAAUCGAAGAAACCUGAUUGGUUACAUGGACAUUCAUGCUUACAGUCAACUCUGGAUGACCCCCUGGGGUUACAAAAGAGCCUACCCAAAAGACUACACGGAGCUGAAACGUGUCUCUGACAUUGCAGUCAACGCACUUUAUAAUGCUGGAUACCGGACGCAAUAUAGAGUUGGUCCCUCGUCUAUUAUUAUUUACGCAAAUUCAGGAUCUACAAAGGACUGGGCAUAUGGGAUCCUUGGCGUGAGGUACUCAUUUGCCCUGGAACUGAGAGAUAAGGGACAAUAUGGCUUUUUAUUGCCAGCCAAUCAGAUAAUACCAACUGGUCUGGAGACGUUCGCUGCCAUCAAGGCAAUGGGUGCAGCACUUAAAAUCUGAUGAAGAAGUGUCUGUCAGUUGCGUUAUAAUUACCAUUGAAAAAUGUCCCGAGAAAAAAUUUCCAGAGAACAUUGAUUAAAGGGGGUAUUUGAUUUUAAAGUGUGAGAGUUUAAUCACUGCUAUAUCAAUCACAGUCACUCAGUAUUUGUUAUAAAGUUGCGAACAAUAUAACAGUUCUAAGAAUCUGCGCAGUCGUCAGCAUCGUAAUGAUGCCAGUGAUAAAGUGUUUGAGUUAUCAUUCAGCAAUAGAGGGUGGACUCCACAAUUGCUGUUUUGUAAUAGACUAAAUCAAAGUUUAAUUCUUGGCGAUAAGGAUUUUCAUCUUUGUAGAGAGUCAGAGAAGGGGGGGUAUGGUGCCUUUAAACACUUCCUUAUUUCAGUUUUAUUUGGGUAGGGUAUGCCCACCACACACAAAGUACCAAACUGAAACCUGCAACACCAUGUACAAACUCAGUAACACCUUAAAAUGCCAUGGAUAAAAGUGAAUCGUUGUCAUAAAUUUAUGAGCCGUACAUGAUGACAAAAUAUACCACUUUAUAUUGCGAUCAUCUAUUCCUUUAAGCGAAAAUAUUAGAGCACUUUCAAAUCGAGUAUCGAAAGUGAUUCGAAUUUGAAUUAGGUUCUCUGUCUCGCUCUGUGAUUGGUCUAAAUAAAUCAUGUUACCUUA
This is a messenger RNA of Pocillopora verrucosa, 1984 nucleotides long. Its product is annotated as carboxypeptidase B. The record is from RefSeq and is a predicted model, not a curated record. NCBI's taxonomy places the organism in Eukaryota, Metazoa, Cnidaria, Anthozoa, Scleractinia, Pocilloporidae. Gene Ontology annotation, molecular function: zinc ion binding; metallocarboxypeptidase activity. Gene Ontology annotation, biological process: proteolysis.